UUCAAAACACUAAACCGGCAGAAUCUUCAUUAAUCGUGUGGAUUUGGUGUCGUUUCUGUUCAAAAUGACGGCUGAAUGCGGCCAGUGAGAAAUCAGACAGCAGGCUGGACGCAUGCCAGUGUCUGUGUUGUCUUAUCAGUGCUAUUGAUGACAGUUAUUGAUCUUCAUCAUGAAGCUGAGCUCAUCACUAUUUGCUUUAUUGUGUCUCAUAUGUGAGAUUGUGUCCAUCGCUCUUUUCCUGCGAGGAUUCUUCCCUGUUCCUGUCAAAUCGUCCUUUUCAGCCAAGAGCAAAGUGCCUCAUUUCCCUGCAGAGCCACAGACAGGAAGUGGGCCGAACUCCAGAAAAGCUCCUGAGCCUUUGUUCAAGCGGGUGGUGAUCGUCCUGAUCGAUGCUCUCAGAGAGGACUUUGUGUUCGGCUCUGAUGGCCGGAGCUUCAUGCCCUACACUAGUCAUGUGGUGGAGAGAGGCUCUUCUCACAGCUUCAUAGCCAAAGCCAGACCGCCCACCGUCACCAUGCCCAGAAUUAAGGUGGACAAUAAUGUGACCCGUCAUCUGGACGACACUCUGAAGCGAGAUGACUGGGAUAUUCUGAUUCUGCAUUAUCUGGGUCUGGACCACAUCGGACAUAUCAGCGGACCCCACAGCUCUCUGAUAGGACCCAAACUCAUGGAGAUGGACGACAUCAUCAAGAAGAUACAUGCCUCGCUCAUAUCAAAGGAAUCUGAAGGGACGUUGCCCAACUUACUGGUUCUGUGUGGAGAUCACGGCAUGUCUGAAACCGGAAGCCACGGCGGAUCUUCGGAACCGGAAAUCAACACGCCCCUUGUGCUCAUCAGCCCCGCCUUCAGGAGGAAAGUGGGAUUUGAGAAGCCGGGCGUCCUGGAGCAGGUGGAUCUGACCCCCACCCUCGCACUGGGUCUGGGGUUACCCAUCUCCAAGAACAGCGUGGGCCAUUUGAUUCCAGCAGUGUUUGAGGAGUUAUCGCUCAGAGAACAGCUGCGCCUCCUCCAGAUCAAUGGACACCAGCUCAGCCGCCUCCUACAGGACAGCAAUCCCACCUUCCACAAGGAGGAUGGUUACGAGCAGUUUCGCGUGGCGGAGAAAUCUCACGGAAGCUGGAUGAAGCUCUAUUUGGAUGGAAACACGUCAGAGGUUCUGAGUAACAUGGGCAAGAAGGUUCUCAAACAGUAUCUGGAGGCCCUGAAGGCCAUGAGUUCAGCUCUGAGCAAACAGCUGGGCAAAUACGACAUGUACUCCAUGAUCAUGGGCAUGAUCUUCAUACUGCAGGUGCUGUUUUUUCUGAUGUUGGCCAUGCCAGAGGCUUUGAGCAGGGAGGCAGUUGUGGACGUCCCACUGGCGUCAUCUCUGCUCUCUCUGCCCUUUUACCUGCUGUGUUUGUUUGGCUCGGCCCUUCACGUGCUGGUCUGCACCUCCUCCGGGGGCCCCUGCUACCUCUGCUCUCUCCCUUGGGUCCUAGUGUUCACCGUCAUCCUCUUGACCGCCGCCUUCACAUGUGCUCUGGUUAGCAUGGCAGCGAGGAGGAUGCCGGUCAGCAACAAGACCCCUGCUAAGGGCUCUGACUGGACUCUGUCGGAGUUGGACGCUCUGUUGCUGAUCGGUACGGUGGGUCACACCCUGAGUUUGGGUUCCAGCAGCUUCAUAGAGGAGGAGCACCAGACCUGGUACUUCCUGCUCAACACGCUGUGCCUGGCCAUCUUCCAGGACGUCUGCAGGAAGUACUUCAGGGAACAGAGGCAUCGUGGUGAGGAGGAGGACGAGGGGCCUUUGCUUCACUCCAGCACCGAAGAAGGACCGUCAUUCUCCCCGGCGGUGGAGCUGGGAGUGAGUUGGGUCUCAGAGAAAUGGCUGGCGCUGGCGACCCCACUGCUGACCUUGACCUGCUGCCGCUUGCUGAGGUCACUGAAUCAGACCGGAGUGCAGUGGGCGCACCUGCCCGACUUUGGACACUGGCUCAACAGCUAUCGUGCCGCCGUCGGAAAUGUCCUGUUCCCAUGGCAACACAGCAGCCGUGGCGUCUCCAAGGGAACCAUUGAGGCGCGAUUCGUCUAUGUUUUCAUCCUUGGUAUCAUAUUCACCGGCGUGAAGGACCUGUUGCGUUCGCAGGUGAUGUCGUCAGCGGUGGACAGCAGGCGGCUGAAGAGCAGGGGACUGUGGGAAGUGUACAGUGGCGUGGUGUUAUUGGUGGCUCUGUUGUUCAGAGCUCAUAAUUUGCCCACGCUGGCCUGCUGUCUGCUCAUCCAGACAAUCAUGGCUCAGUUCAUCUGGAAGAAGCUCCACUACGAUGCCGCCCAGACCACCAUCAUGCACUACUGGUUCGGCCAGGCUUUCUUCUACUUUCAGGGAAACUCUAAUAACAUUGGGACGGUGGACAUCUCUGUGGGUUUUGUGGGUCUGGAGAGUUACGUAGAAGCACCUGCCAUUUUCCUGACUGCACUGAGCACAUACGCAGGACCGCUGCUCUGGGCCUGUCAUCUGCUGUGUUUCCUCAGCUCACAGAGAGACAGGGCUGUAAUGGGUCUCGGUCAUGGCAGCUACUGCUUUGCACUCCUGCGGUCCAUCCCAGAUGUGUUUUACGUGGUUCUGGUCACCAGUCUCCGAUACCACCUUUUCAUCUGGAGCGUGUUUUCUCCAAAACUCUUGUACGAGGCCAUGCACACCCUCAUCACCACCGCUGUAUGUCUGUUUUUUACAUUUAUGGAUCAGGAACGCUCGGCCAGACCGUGAAUACAAAGCCAGAACCAGGACCAAAGCCAUACUCGGGUACAGAACAAACGUUGCAGUUGAGUUUUGCGCACCAAAAGGAGAAAUAAAAUGAGAGAAAAAGCGAUGGGAGAAGGUUUUAGGUAAUUCUACUACUGUGAAUGAGGUCAACAUUGAGAAUUCAGAGCUUACAUGGGGAUUUGGCUCACUCUACUGACUUUCACUCAUUUGUGUGUAUGCGAUUAAAUUAUUUUUAUAUUUUUUGGGAGGUCAUUGAUAGUGCAGAUAACAUAUGGCAAGACUUGUGGGCAUACAUAUGAUAAUCCCUCUCAU
Sinocyclocheilus grahami is the source of this 3055-nucleotide messenger RNA. Its product is annotated as GPI ethanolamine phosphate transferase 2-like. The transcript is spliced from 12 exons. The record is from RefSeq and is a predicted model, not a curated record. Bases 170 to 2746 code for a protein of 858 amino acids. Lineage: Eukaryota; Metazoa; Chordata; Actinopteri; Cypriniformes; Cyprinidae. Gene Ontology annotation, cellular component: endoplasmic reticulum membrane. Gene Ontology annotation, biological process: GPI anchor biosynthetic process.